Messenger RNA from Limanda limanda (common dab), 1682 nucleotides. RefSeq names its product beta-1,4-N-acetyl-galactosaminyl transferase 1b (gene b4galnt1b). Gene Ontology annotation, molecular function: hexosyltransferase activity. Gene Ontology annotation, biological process: ganglioside biosynthetic process. Gene Ontology annotation, cellular component: Golgi membrane. The record is from RefSeq and is a predicted model, not a curated record. The transcript has 11 exons. The coding region runs from base 74 to 1651 and encodes 525 amino acids. Lineage: Eukaryota; Metazoa; Chordata; Actinopteri; Pleuronectiformes; Pleuronectidae.
AUCUACAUGGUCCCUGGAGAUGCCCACAGAGGAUUCCCUUUCACUGACUGGAUAGAGGCAGUUGGUUUUAAGAAUGAGGUCCCUGAAGAAGACGGUGCUGCUUGCCAUCCUGGCAUCCAUAGUUCUGGUACUGGCGCUCCUUCAUUCUUGGCCCACCCGGGCCUACACCACUGUGGAUGUGUGGCAGCGACCAGGCCUGGAGGAGAGGCUCCCAGAACCAGACCCCCGAUUAGGCAACAUCCCAUUUCGUGUUAGGGAUACUGUGGCAAGUUUGUUGGCCCGUAAUGGGUGCCUAUGUGAGGGUGAGAGUGGAGGAGUGAACCUGCCCUUCGCCCAACUCUUAUUCCCGCGGGUGUCGGCUCACCCGCUGGACACUGCCUUUGAGGCCUCUGAGCUGGAGGAAAUAAAGAGGAGACGGGCCAAAGAGUACAAGAGUUUCCAGAAGAGGUCAGAGACAGCUGUAGAUGUUCUCAUUGUAGCAGAGGCCAACAAUCCCUUACAGUAUCCAACACAGGGGGUGGAGGUCCGGCCCCUGAAAACAAUCAUCAUCCCAGGCUUGGCCUUACACGAUAUUCCCAGAGACCGUCACUUGAUAAACAUCACUGCCACACUGGGAACACUGAACAUGGCAGCAGACGUAGACGGGGUGAAAGUCAAAGGUGACGGCGAGAUGCACAUGACUCUGUCGAGCAGCCUCCUGCCGAACCUGAACCGACAGCUGCAGUUUGUCACCUACACAAACACUCUGUUUCACCCCAGCACGGCCGACACAGUGCAGUUUGAGACAGAGGGUCAUCAAGCUGUCUUCAGUAUCAAGAUCCGUCACGGUGUCACGCCUAAACUGUACAACACUGGAUCCAGAGGAGACUACAAUGUCAGCGCCCUCGUUACCAUAGCUACGAAGACAUUCCUGCGUUACGAUAAGCUUCAAGAUCUUAUCGACAGCAUCAGAAAAUAUUAUCCUACUGUCACCAUAGUAAUUGCUGAUGACAGCGAAAAUCCACAAACCAUCUCUGGGCCUUACAUCGAGCAUUACAUCAUGCCUUUUGGAAAGGGUUGGUUCGCGGGACGGAACUUGGCCGUUUCCCAGGUAACCACAAAGUACCUGCUGUGGGUGGACGACGACUUCAUCUUCACAGCUAACACCAAGCUGGAGAAGCUGGUGGAUGUUUUAGAGAAGACCACGCUGGAUCUGGUGGGUGGUGCAGUGCGGGAGGCCACAGGGUAUACUGCCACCUACAGACAGACCAUCUCCAUCGAGCCAGGGGAGGAGGAUGGUGACUGUUUACACCUGAGGAGAGGAUUUCAUCAACUCAUCCAAGGCUUCCCCAACUGUGUCGUCACUGACGGUGUCAUCAACUUCUUUCUGGCUCGCACCGACAAAGUCCAGCAGGUCGGAUUUGACCCGCGGCUCACCAGAGUAGCUCACCUUGAGUUCUUCAUCGACGGCCUGGGAUCCCUCCAUGUGGGCUCUUGUGACGACGUCAUUGUAAAUCACGCAACCAAAAUCAAACUGCCCUGGGUCAGCCAGUCAGACAGCGACAAGACUUACGCCAAGUUCCGUUACCCGCCGGCUUCCUCUGACGCCACACACACGAAAAAUGGCCUCCUCUUCUUCAAGAACCGAUUUCAGUGUUUGACUCAUAAUUAGCCCCCCCCCCCUCUUUAUCCAACGGUUCCUC